Molecule: messenger RNA, 885 nt
Organism: Aspergillus melleus
Lineage: Eukaryota; Fungi; Ascomycota; Eurotiomycetes; Eurotiales; Aspergillaceae
Product: general transcription factor IIH subunit TFB6 family
Exons: 2
Coding region: 1-885 (294 amino acids)
Cellular component (GO): transcription factor TFIIH holo complex
Source: RefSeq, a predicted model, not a curated record
AUGGCAUCAACCUCCGAGAUCCCCAGCACAGCAGGGGGCUUCAUGCAACCUUCUCUGCCAUCUCCCGCGCCCUCAUCAUCCACCGCCACGCCAUCCAUCCUGCCCAAGCAGAGAUCGCAUCCACUGCGGCCAGGCUCCACCAAGGAAACGACCGUCAUCAACCACGUCGACCGGGUCAUCUUGACUAUUAACCGGCGCCAUGCUAAGAAGUUCAGCAGCGCCUACGAGGAUCCGACGCAGUCUGGCUCGGCGCAGUUGGAGCGCGGGUAUGAGGGGUUUCAGGAGGUUGCUAAAGAUAUAGAGGGGUUGGUUGAUGUGCUUUGGGUUAGUGGGACUCCAUCCCUCCAAAUCCCAUACCUCAUCUCCCUCGCCGUCCUAAUCAACACCUACCUCCCGGACUACCCCUUCACGCCGAAGCCCACCUUCCGGCUCCUCAGAAAGCUAGACACGGUCUUCGCGUCGCUCCUCACCGGCGAAGACGCCGACUCCGGCGCGCCUUUGUCUGGCUUCGAAACCCGACGGAACGUGGUCUCCAUGACGGAGAAAGUCCGCAUCAAGAGCAUCGCCGAGACGUGUCGUGUGACUGUUGUCGAGGCGCGCGAGACGGUGGAUGAACUAGCUGAGGAUGAUGACGACUCUGACGAUGAUGAGUUGGGGAUGGAGAUGGAAGAUGUCUACGGGACGAGGGGCGAUUCUAAUUCUAACUCUAACGCCGAUGUCAAUGUCUAUGCGGAUGCCCCCGGACGGUGGGAGAUGGAGACGGCUCGCGUGUAUGAGAAGACGAUCCAGUUGCUCGGCGAUGAGUUGGGGAAGGCGGGCGAGUUUUGUGAUGAGAAUAUGGCUAUGGGGGAUGAGGUUGAGGGGGAGGGGGGUUGUCGGAUAUGA